AUGUUCGAUGGUUUUGUACCUGGUUUUGUACCUGUUAAGCCAGAAUUGUCAUCGGCUCCAAUCUGGCUUGAGCUAAGGAAUGUUCCUCUGCAAUUCUUCAAUGAAGAUGGUCUGGAGCAUAUUGCGGGGCUAGUAGGAGAUCCUAAAUGUCUUCAUCCUUUGACAGCAAGUAAGGCGAACCUCGAGGUUGCGAAAGUUUUUACCAUCAUUGAUCCUCGUAAGCCGCUGCCUGAGGCGGUCAAUGUCAAGUUCCAAUCUGGGGAGAUUAAGAGAGUUCUGGUCUCUAGCCCUUGGAUGCCACCCGUGUGUGGGCAUUGCAAGGAAAUUGGUCACAGUGUGAAACAUUGCAAGUUGGCUCCGGUCUCAUGUACGGGUUGUAAUUCUACUGCUCACUCCCUGCAGAAGUGUCCUAGAGCGAAGAAAAAGAAACAGAUGGUUUAUCGUGUUAAGCCAGUGCAAGAGGCUGUUCCUGUUUUUCAACCAGCGGUAUCCCCUCAGGUCAUCACUGCUCAGUUAGAAUCAGGAGUCUUGGCUAUUUCUGAGUCAAAGCUAACAGGUAAGAAGUUAGCUGGAGAGUCUAGCAAUUCAAAGGCUGCCUCCGCGUCUGCUUCUGCGUGCUCUUCUGAAGCUGAGCCAGAUUCUUCAGACACGCUUUCUAGCGACAAUGGUGGGUACCAAGAGGACGAUCACAGAAGUGGUGUCGAAAAAGCAUCGCAGAGGUGA
Arabidopsis lyrata subsp. lyrata is the source of this 723-nucleotide messenger RNA. RefSeq lists its product as uncharacterized. Lineage: Eukaryota; Viridiplantae; Streptophyta; Magnoliopsida; Brassicales; Brassicaceae. Gene Ontology annotation, molecular function: zinc ion binding; nucleic acid binding. The transcript has 2 exons. The record is from RefSeq and is a predicted model, not a curated record. Bases 1 to 723 code for a protein of 240 amino acids.